This is a messenger RNA of Ilex paraguariensis (yerba mate), 468 nucleotides long. The record is from the annotation of a GenBank genome assembly. Lineage: Eukaryota; Viridiplantae; Streptophyta; Magnoliopsida; Aquifoliales; Aquifoliaceae.
AUGAAGAGGGGUAUCUCUAGUGGUUCUACGUUGGAAGUCUCGGCGAAGGAGAAGAAAAAUGGGGCCCUGAUCUUGGAUGACAAUCUCAAAGGCUUAGCCAUGGGUAUUAAUGGCAAUGAGGCAAUAGGCGGCUCCAACUCGCUGACCCAAGCACUAGGCGACGCUAGUGAGCUGAUGGGCGGCGCUGCAAGUGACACCGACGCAAGAGUAGUAGAGAUUGGGAAGGAGGCUAGCGCUAUUGUGGCUGGCUCUUGUGCACUGGGACAAAUGGGUGAUGUCAAGGUCUUGAGCAAAGCCAGCUUCGAUAAGGCUCUGGAGAAGGAAGGCGACGCCUUGGGUCGCGAGGGUGAUGCUUUGGGUCUCAUAGGCAACACCUUGGAUGUCAUAGGUGGCGUUUAUGAGCAGAGUGGUGACGCCCAUAGGGCUAAUGUCCUUUAUAUUGGUGGUGACGUCGAUGAGAACUCAUAG